UGACUGGGAGGGGAAAUCAGAGUUUGGAACAGUGGAACGGGGUCCGGAGUACAAGAGUGCGGAAGUGAAAAGAGCGUUGUUGUGGCCCUAAAAACUCAGGGGAACUCCUCCAGAAACAGCAGCAUAAAGAAGUAGGCUAACUCAGGAGUGAGAAUGAUGGGUGAGACACCAGUCAGGGAGGAUGGCACAGUUACAAGGUCAGCUGAGUAUGUUGGCUCUUUUCACGUGGACGACUGCUGUUUGGACGAUCAGAUGCAGCAGUUGCACACACAGCUAAAGUCUCUCAAAACAUGCAAGAAAAGGAGGUCUGUGUCCCUUAAAUUUUCCAUCAAAGGGGUGAAGAUGUAUGAUGAAGAUGAGACGACCCUCCUCAUGGCCCAUGCUCUACCAAGGGUCUCCCUUUCCACUGCCCACCCCUUGGAAGCCCAGUUCGCCUUUGUUUCCCACAACCCCGGCAGCCCUGAUGCCCAGCUAUACUGCCACCUUUUCAAGGCUAGGCAUGCCAGAGCAGCCCAGUUCCUGAACCUGUUGCUGUGCCGCUGUUUCCAGCUGUCCUACCUGGCAAAGCACCCAGAGGAGGCGCAGGAUGAGUCUGUCGGCCCACUGCCCAGCCGUGCCCCCUCCCUCCUCAACCAGGGCUUCCCUCUCAGUGUCAGUGCCCUUGUGUCAUUCCGAAGGGCCCCCACUCAGGGCUUACUCCCAGGGGAAAAGGUCUUCCCAUUGAAGAACAAUGGAACAACGACUGAGGAACAACCAAGCAGCCAAGAGGAGGUCUUCACCUCCUCUCCUUCCCUGGUGCGCAAGAGAGCCAUCCGCAACAAAGUACUGCGCUCAGGGGCCUAUCGCUCCUUCACUUACAGCCCUCACAAACAACGUCACCUCCAGGAUCAGCUAAACUCUCCAGAAGGAAAGGGGCAGGACAAAAUGCCAGUGAGGAGAGCCCGGGCCCCGAGCCUUGCUGAAACAGAAGAAGCUCUGGCUCAAGCAGUGUGGUGUUGGGCUGGCAUUGCCACUGACAGCAGCUCCUCCCUGCUUGCAGAGGAUGUCCUGGGGUCGUACCUGCUGUGCCCCCAUCCUAAGAGACCUGGCUGUGGCUCUCUCAUAAUUCGUUUCUCUUCUGGACUGGUCACCCACCUAAUAGACAACACCUCCAACGGCAAAUACCUGCUCGAGAACUGCCACAUAGAAUUUAGCACCAUUGCUGCCUUGAUAGAGCACUGCACCGAUAUCAAGGGGGAGCUGGACUGUCUGCUGAGUUGUGCCCGUGUGAACCACUGCUAUGAGUGGGAGGAGAACGUUGCUAAGGCACUGCCUUUAGCCUUACACCAAGGCCUCAAAAGAAAGUAUGCAAAAUAUACCCAGAGGAAACAAUGGGUUUAAAAGUAAUUUCUGAUCAUUGGAUUGAUCGAUGUAUCUCAUUCUCUAAAAGACACUGACCAUAUGUUACACUGACACCUUAAAUAUAAUAUAAUUAAUUAACUUGCAUGCUUCACUUUUGUUAUUGUUUUCAGAUUUCUGAUAGAAACACAACUCUAACUAUCAAAUUUACUUCCAGCAGGUGAAUUGUGAUAAGUAGAGUAGCAUUUUGAUACUUAGGCUCUGGGAUGUAGGGUUGUUUUAAUGUCAAAAAGCUAUGUGUGUUUGAGUAUAUUCUUCUGUUUUUUAGCUGCACCUACUUUACUUCACCUACGUUUGAAUUAUAUUAUUUUAAUACAUUUUAAUUACAAUAUUUUAAAACGUAGGAAUAUUAUGUGUGUGUUUGUAUAGGCUAUAUAGGGACAUUUUUUAUAGAUUUUGCAGACUAAGGUUUUUUUGUACAUUAACUCUGACUCAUGUUAAGCUGUCUUUUUGAAUUUGUGUUUUUCACUGCCGUCUUUUAAAGUGUUCUGUGAGAACUAGCAGCAUUUCUUCAUUUUGAUUACAGAUAAAUGUACUUGCUGAACGAAAGUGUAUUGUUGUGUUUUAUAUUUUUAUGCAUAAUUCAUUACCAUAUUGUAUACUGUAUACCAGGUAUUCCCAAACUGGGGUACACCAAAUAAAAUGUGAUUCACAUAUUUAAAAAAAAUAAAAUAUAAAUCUU
Molecule: messenger RNA, 2080 nt
Organism: Salvelinus namaycush (lake trout)
Lineage: Eukaryota; Metazoa; Chordata; Actinopteri; Salmoniformes; Salmonidae
Product: SH2 domain-containing protein 5-like
Exons: 10
Coding region: 154-1380 (408 amino acids)
Cellular component (GO): postsynaptic density
Source: RefSeq, a predicted model, not a curated record